This is a messenger RNA of Phaedon cochleariae (mustard beetle), 1227 nucleotides long. NCBI's taxonomy places the organism in Eukaryota, Metazoa, Arthropoda, Insecta, Coleoptera, Chrysomelidae. The record is from the annotation of a GenBank genome assembly.
AUGGGAUUCGAACUCAACAGAUUUCAAGGAGAAGUUGAUGAAGAGCUGAUAUGUCCGAUAUGUUCAGGAGUUUUGGAAGAUCCCCUACAGGCUCCAGUUUGUGAACAUGCUUUUUGUAAAUCUUGCAUAACAGAAUGGAUUUCAAGACAACCUACAUGUCCAGUUGAUAGACAGAGUGUAACAUCUCCCCAGUUGAGACAAGUACCACGAAUAUUGAGAAAUUUAUUGUCCAGAUUGUGUAUUAAUUGUGAUAAUGCCCAACAUGGGUGUACCCGUAUACUAAAACUCGACGCCCUGGCUGCCCAUCUUGAAGAAUGUGAGCAUAACCCCAAGCGUCCUUUACCAUGUGAACAGGGGUGUGGUCUUAUCAUACCCAAAGAUGAGCUGAAAGACCAUAAUUGUAUCAAGGAACUGAGAGCCCUCAUUCAUACACAACAGCAGAAGAUGAACGAAUUUCAGCAGGAAAUCAACGAACAGAGAUUUCUGCUCACUGAGCAAAGACGAGAAAUGCAGUUAUUGAAGGAUUUCAUGAGGGCAAUGAGAAUAUCGAAUCCUUCAAUGAGAGCAAUAGCUGAUGCUAUGGAGAGAGAUGAAGCACUGCGUUGGAGUAAUUCCUUACAGAGGGCGAGAGUCACUCGAUGGGGUGGGAUGAUUUCCACUCCAGACGAAAUUCUACAGCGCGUGAUCAAGCGAACGCUGACGGAGAUGGGCUGCCCGGCCCACAUCCUCGACGACCUCAUGGAGAACUGCCACGAGCGACGGUGGCCUGCCGGGCUGUGCUCGUUGGAGACGCGCCAGAACAACCGCAGGCAGUACGAGAGCUACGUGUGUAAGCGCGUGCCCGGCAAGCAGGCGGUGCUCGUGCUGGCCUGCGACAACGGCCACAUGGCCGCCGACAUGAUGGUGGAGCCGGGGCUGGUGAUGAUUUUCGCGCACGGGAUCGAGUGAGAGAAAGGGUCGGUGGCAAGCAUUCAAAUGACCAUUACUUUCGGUAUGGAUGUAUUUCUAGUCCAAUCAGAGCGAUUGUAACUAUGGCGGUCAAUUCGAAUCUGUAUCUCUACUUAUUAAUAUAGUAUGAUAUCAAUUUCUGUGAUGUUUCGAUGACCAUGUACAAGAAACCUGAGAAUAAUAUCAUUGAUUAUUUACACUAACAAGAUGCUGCACCUUCAUGUAAACUGUUGAAGCCAAAGGACGCCGCACAAAUCAAAUGCAAUUUUGAUUUCUGUC